AUGUUUCAAAAAACGAAGCGAACAGCAGCGACUACUGAUAAUAAAGUACAACGACUGAAGAUUUCUGGUUUAACAGAAGCUGUAGCUUCAUCUGCUCAACAGCGUAUCUACAUACAUGAAAAUCUUUAUUUUAGUGGCCCGGAUUUGUCUAUCUUCAAUAGUCUGGUUCCACUGCAGAUCAAACGGGGUUCAGUGUUAAUAGAACACAUUCGGUUAUCUUUAGUUUCAGUAAUUCAGCAGCAUACAAUUUUUCGUACUUCCAUUCGUUUCAAUUCAAUACGUAAUCAAAUCGAGCAAUAUAUCCAACCGCUCACGGACGAUAUAUAUUCAUUUGAACAUUCACGAGAUGUUUCCACAUUAGAAAAGCUUGAUCGUCUAUUGACGAACGAAUCGAUUAGAAAACAUUUCGAUGUUGAAAACGGAAAAGUUUUACGAUGCCAUGUAGUGCAACGAUCUGCUGAGGAUCGUAAUGAUUCACUACACGAAGGUGAUCUUAUUAUUUUUGUAAUUCACCAUAUCGCAUUUGAUCUCACAUCAUACAAACCAUUUCUAAAAGCUUUUGAAAGAGCAUGUUGGGCAAAUGAAUAUCAACAAUCAGUGUUAAAAAUUCCACAAUACAUUGACUUUGCAUUGUACGAACAGGCAUUGCUAGCCGACUUAAAUGCACAGUCAAAAAUGAACAAGUCUCGUCAGUUCUGGGCUAAUCUUAUGCAUGGAUACGACUGGGAUAAAAUACAACAUUUGGUGCCCGACGAAGGUCAAACUGAUCGACAUCGUUCUGGCCGUGGUUAUUCAUCUGCAUUUAUUAUCGAUCAAGAUGUUGUCGAUUCAAUGAUGUUGUUUGCUUCAACCAACGAUGUAACAAUGUUUUCACUGUCUCUUGCCUGUUAUUAUGCAUUCUUAUUUAAACUAACUAAUCAUGAUGAUGACUUGUGUAUAGUAAGCACUGCAGCUAAUCGUCUUGAGAAAGAGAUACAAGAUAUGAUUGCACCAGCUUCCUAUGCACAAGCUCGUAUUUGGCUCGAUGAACGAAUUCGUUUCGAUCCAGACAAACCUCAAAUAGCAAUCUAUAAUAUGCCAUUUCAAUAUCGUCCCGUUCCAGAACAUACUUUAUCAAUAAAACGAUUACUUCAUGCUCUCCAACUAAUUGUCCUAAAACAUCAAUCACUGCAUACAUCGCUUGCCUUUGACACAGAAAAGAACCAAGUCAUGCAACGAAUCAUUGAUUUGAACACUAAUCAUAGGCACAUGCUUUCAGUUAUCGAAAGUAUUUAUGAAACAGAUGAGCAACUCACUAAGAUUAUGCAUGAUGAAAAAUGUGAUCCUCAACUUUUUAAUCUUGCUCAAGGUCAGGUUUUUCGAUGCCAUAUCGUUUAUUACAAACAAUUCUCUUCAAAUCAUCUUCUUUCUCACAAAGAUCUACUUAUCUUCAACUUUCAUCAUGCUCUAUUUGACUUUCCAUCAAUGACUAUCUUUCUUCGUGAUCUCAAUCAAGCAUACACAACAGGCCAAUUAUUAUAUGAUGACAACGCUAAUCUACGUUAUAUCGAUUAUGCUGUUAUUGAACAACAAAUGUCAAUGACUGGUGCAAGUAUGUUUUGGCGUGAUGCUCUUCAUAAUUGUAAACUUGAUCAGGCUUUAUCAUUACCAUUUGAUCGAUAUCGUCUUGCAAACGAACAUCGAACUGGUUGUGGAUCAUCUAUUUCAUUUGAUUUUGGUCAAGAUCUCUCACAUCACUUUCUUAUUCAAGCAUCAUCAAACAAUAUAACACUGGAAUAUCUUGCACUUGCUAGUUAUUAUGUCUUUUUAUUCAAAUUAACCAAUGGAGAAAAUGAUUUAUGCAUUGGCAUAAAUACACAUGGUCGAUAUAGAGAUGAACUUAACUCUAUCAUUGGAAUGUUUGUGAAUGCUAUACCUUUACGAUGUCAACUCGAUCCUCAUUUACCAUUUCAUGAAAUCACUAAACACGUUCAAGAAAACAUGAUAAAUUGUAUGAAAUAUUCUUAUUUUCCUCUUCAACGUAUUCUCAAUCAGCAUCCAAAUAUAUCAAAUCCUGUAUUUCUUGAUACAUCAUUUGACUUUAUAGCAUCUAUGAGAAGAGAUGAGGAAGAUGAAAUGGUGAUUAGUGAUAGUCGAUUUUCUAUACUGCCUCAUUCAAUUAAGAUUAAUGAAGAUGAAGUAAUGAGUAAAUUUGAUUUCAUUCUUAGUUUUAAACAUGAUCUGAAUCUAAAUGAAUUCUCAUGCACAAUCAAUGCAUCACUUGAUUUAUUUAAUGUUGAAACAGUUUGUAUAAUUGCACAAAGAUUACAGACAAUGUUACAUCGACAAUUCACAUCUUUCGACUGUGAAGCAACCAAACCAAUCUAUGAAUUAUCAUUAAUAUUAUCAAAUGAACAAUAUCUAAUGCAAUCAAUGAAUAAUACACAAGUAUCAUUUCCAUCGCCGCUUACUUGCAUUCAUCAUGAGUUUGUAUAUCAAGUAAUGAAACAUCCACAAAAACUAGCUGUUGAACUAGAUGAACAAUCAUUGACAUAUUGUGAACUUCUAUAUUAUGUUCAAGUCUUAGCUUUCACUCUUCUUAAUCAAUAUCAUGUCCAUCCAGGCGAGGUAAUUGGUAUCAUGGCAAUUGAAAUGGCUGGUGGUGUUUAUUGUCCAUUAUCACCUCGAGAUCCACAACAUCGUUUGCAUGCACUCAUGCAACAAACACAAAGUCGUCUUGUGCUUGUUCAUUAUCAAACUAAGACCAAAUUCCACGAUGAUAUCAUUUCACUCGAUAUUGAUUCAGUUUUAAAUGUUAAUAAUAUGAAUAAUGACAUGAGUUAUAAUUGCCUUUCAAGUGUAAAAGUGAAAGACGAAGAGGUAGCUUACAUUAUUUUCACUAGUGGUUCAACUGGAACACCUAAAGCGGUUCAAGUUCGACAUAAGAACUUUAUCGAUUGCAUCAAUUCUUUGGUUUACAUUAACUCAUUGAAUAAAGAUGAUACAGUUGUACAAAUGACACGAUGCUCAUUUGAUAUUCAUGUUCAAGAGAUACUUGGUACAUUGUUGGUUGGAGGCACAUUGAUUAUGCUUCGUCCAGGUGGAACUAUUGAUUUCGAUUAUCUAUCUAAAGUGUUACAGAACAAACAAAUCACAUAUCUACAUACUGUUCCAACAAACUGUAUUGUAUGGAAUUUGUAUGGUCCAGCAGAAGCAACCAUAGAUUCUACAAUUCAUUGUGUGUAUGUUACAAAUGAUAUAGAGAGUAUUCCAAUAGGUAGACCGCUUUCUAAUUACCGAUCCAUGCUUAUGAAUCACUAUUUACAAUCAUCUGCUACCGACGAAGAAGGUGAACUGUGUGUAGGAGGAGUAGGUGUAUUUGCGGGUUAUCUUGGACGUGAUGAUUUAACUGCAAAAGCUCUUAUCGAAAUAGAUGGUCAACUAUUUUAUCGAACAGGUGAUCUGGUUAGAAUAGAUAACAAUGGUCUUCUUCAUUAUCAAGGAAGAAAAGAUCAUCAAAUCAAACUACACGGUCAACGAAUUGAACUUGGUGAAAUCGAACGAUGUUUACUCAACAUUACAUCUAUUUCUGCUUGUGUUGUCAUGAAAUGGAAUGAUGAUUAUUUAGUUGCUUAUGUUCAAUCUUCUCAUAUCAAUGAAGAAGAACUACGUCAACAUUGUCAAUCUCAUCUUCCACCACAUAUGAUACCAUCCAUAUUCAUUAUACUAGAUAAAUUACCUCUGAAUCCAAAUGGAAAAAUAGAUCGAAAACAACUUCCGCCACCUCACUUCUCAUCAACACAUCUUACAAACAAUAUAGAACUAUUACACCCAACAAAUGAUAUUGAAAUUAGUAUUCAUCGUAUUUGGUGUGAGAUAUUCAAACAAAGUCAAAUCUCAACUGAUACAAAUAUCUUCACUAUUGGUGGUCAUUCAUUAAUUAUAAUCCAACUUUUUCAUCGAUACAAGAUCGAGUUUCAAUUAGAAACAAACACUCUUUCUAUUUCGAAUCUAUUUCAACAUUCAACAAUUAUUCAUCAUGCUCAACUCAUUCAACAAUCUAUCAAUAUUAUCCACACUCUGGACGAUUAUCCUUGGUCUUCAUUACAUAUCGCUGUAGCUAGAGCAUCAUUUGCACAAGAACGAAUCUAUUUAGAUGAACAAAUUCGUUUUUCAUCCAACAAAACAACCGUGAAUAAUAUGUAUGUUAUUCCAUUACUUUAUCGUAUAUCAUCUAUGAACGAUCAUGUAUUAAUUACUCGAUUAUAUCAUGCAUUCCAAACUAUUAUCACAAAGCAUAACAUUCUUCGAACAGCACUUUAUAUUGAUGAUACAAAUAGUAAUAUUAUACAACAGUGUUUAGAUGCAAAUAUCAUUCUUGAUGGUGAUAUGAAAUCAAAUAGAUUGGUUAUUAUUAAUCUUCGUAACAAUGAUCGUUCUCAUAUGAAUGAAACUAUAGAAGAGAUAUUAAAUCAAGCUGAUUUAUUUGAUUUAUCAAAAGGACGUGUUAUUCGUUGUCAUAUUCUUCGUCAUUAUCAUCAAUCUCAAGAUAGUAUCUCAAAUGAGAACGAUGAUCUAUUGACUGAAAAUGAUCAUAUAUUGAUUAGUAUCCAUCAUGCAAUGUUUGAUGGAGCAUCAACAUCAAUCUUUCUUCAUGAUCUUUCUCUUGCUUAUGAAUCUGAUGAUUCACAAGUUCGAUCAUCAAUGGAUGAAAACACAUUGAAGUAUAUAGAUUAUUCUGUUCAAGAACACAUCAUGGAUAUGUCAUUAUCUCGUGAAUUCUGGCAUUCUCAACUUGAAGGAUAUAAUCCUGCACGCCAAUUAUCACUACCUGUUGAUCGACAACGUUCAUCAACUAAUCACCAGCGAUCAGGUUUAGCAUCCAUAGCUGAAAUCACUUUCGAUAGUGAAAUAUGCACAUCAUUUUUAAAUUAUGCAUCAUCACAUCAUCUCACACCUUUUCAACUUGGAUUAUCUAUAUUUUAUGUCUUCCUAUUCAAAUUAUCUCAUGGUGAGACUGAUUUAUGUAUUUCUUCUAUUAAUGCUAAUCGAUAUCGAAAUGAAUUACAAAAUAUGAUUGGAAUGUUUGUUUCAACGUUACCAUAUCGUGCUGAGCUUGAUCCCCAUUGGUCAUUUAAUGAAGUAGUUAAACAUGUUCGAGAAAAGUGUUUAUCAAUUCUUGAACAUUCUCAUUAUCCACUUCAACAUAUUCUUGGUGAUAAUCAAUUAACUCAAUCGAAUGUAUCAUUUCUUGAGAUAAUGUUUGAUUUUAUUACUGUGUCAAAAGAUAUGGAAUAUUUAUGUUUGAAUGAUACAAAUUUGAAACAAAUAUCAUUAGAGCAAUCACUUGAAAUGUCAAAAUUUGAUUUCUCAGUAACAUUUGAAUACAAUUCAUUAUCAGAUAAUAAGAGAUUAUCAUGUAGUUUUGUUUGUUCACGUGAUCUGUUUGAAAAAUCAACAAUUUCACAAAUAGCUCAAAGAUUUGAAUACAUGUUUGAGCAAUUGUUUCAAACACAAAUGAACACUACUGCUAUAAUCGAUCCUAGUCUAUCGAUUGACAAACUUUCUCUUAUUCUUUCUGAGGAAGCUGAAGAAAUGGAAUUAGUUGUGUUUCAUCGAUUGGAGAAUAUUGUGAAUGAAGCACCAGCAUCAUUUGCACAAGCUCGUAUUUGGCUUGAUGAACGAAUUCGAUUCGAUCCAGAGAAGCCACAGGUAGCAAUCUAUAACAUGCCAUUUAUUUAUCGUAUGCAAUCAAGUCAUACUUUAUCCGUUAAACAACUUCAUCAAGCUCUACAGAUCACUGUUGACAAACACCUCUCACUCCAUACGUCACUUACUUUUGAUGCAGAAAUGAAUAUGCUCAUGCAACGGGUUAUUACACGAAAAGAAAAUCACACUGAUAUGUUUUCAAUCAUUGAAUCUACUUAUGAAACAGAUGAACAACUUAAUAACAUUUUACACGAUGAGAAACGUAAUCCUCAACUGUUUAACCUUGCGCAAGGUCUUGUCUUUCGAUGUCAUAUUAUUUAUUAUCAACAAGUCUCUUCAAAUGACCUACUUUCUGACAAAGAUGUAAUCAUUUUCAAUUUUCAUUAUGCUUUGUUUGAUUUUCCAUCAAUGCAAGUAUUUCAUCAUGAUCUUAAUCAAGCGUAUACAACAGAUCAAUUAUUAUAUGAUGACAACACUAGUCUUCGUUAUCUCGACUAUGCUGUUAUUGAACAACAAAUGUCAAUGACUGGUGCAAGUAUGUUUUGGCUUGAUGCUCUUCAUAAUUGUAAACUCGAUCAGGCUUUAUCGUUACCAUAUGAUCGAUAUCGUCUCUCAAAUGAACAUCGAACUGAUCGUGGAACAUCUAUCUCCUUUCAUUUUGGUCAAGAUCUCUCACAUUACUUUCUUACGCUCGCAUCAUCAAACAACAUAUCACUCGAACAUCUCACAUUUGCUAUUUAUUUCAUUUUUCUAUUUAAAAUAACUAAUGGACAAAUGGAUUUAUGCAUUGGAAUAAAUACACAUGGUCGAUAUAGAAAUGAAUUUAACUCUAUCAUUGGAUUGUUUGAAAAUGUCAUUCCAUUACGAUGUCAACUAGAUCCACAUUGGUGUUUUCAUCAAUUACUCAAACAUGUUCAAGAGAUAACAACGAAGAGUAUGAAAUAUUCAUAUUUUCCACUUCAACGUAUUCUCAAUCAGCAUCCAGAUAUUUCAAAACAUGCAUUUCUCGAUACAUCUCUCGAAUUUCUAUUAUACAAGAAUAAUAAUGCAGUGAUGAUUGGUGAUUCUCAGCUUGUUCCAACAUCUUUCUCAUCCAACGAUAAUGAAGAUGAGAUAUUAACUAUAUCCGACUUCUCUCUUUCUAUUUAUCAUGAUAUGAACAUGAAUCAACUGUCAUGCACAGUCAAUGCAUCACUGGACUUGUUUAAUACAGACACAGUCGAGAACAUUUCACAACGAUUUUAUUCCAUGUCACAUCAAUUAUCUACAUCUAUUAUUGACAAUCAAAUAAACAAACCAAUCUAUGAGUUAUCAUUAACAUUAUCAAAUGAACAAUAUCUAGUGCAAUCAUUGAAUAACACACAAAUAUCGUUUUUAUCUCCUCUCACUUGUAUUCAUCAUGAGUUUGUAUAUCAAGUAAUGAAACAUCCACAAAAACUAGCUGUUGAACUGGAUGAACAAUCAUUGACAUAUUGUGAACUUCUAUAUUAUGUUCAAGUAUUAUCUUUAACUCUUCUUAAUGAAUAUCUUAUCACUCCAGGUGAGAUCGUGUGUCAAUGUGUUGAGCGAAGUUUGUCAAUGGUGAUUGGCAUAAUGGGAAUUGAAAUGGCUGGUGGUGUUUAUUGUCCAUUAUCUCCGCGAGAUCCUCAACAUCGUUUGCAUGCACUCACAAAACAAACACAAAGUCGUCUUGUUCUUGUUCAUCAUGUAACUAAGAGCAACUUUUCUCAUGAUGUUGGGGUACUUGAUAUUGAUUCAAUAUUAAUUAUUAAUGAACUGAAUAAAGAUAUGGAUUAUAAUUACCUUUCAAGUGUGACAGUGAAAAGCGAAGAGAUAGCGUACACUAUUUUCACUAGUGGUUCAACUGGAACACCUAAAGCAGUUCAAGUUCGACACAAGAACUUUACUGAUUGUAUGCAUUCUUUGGCUUAUAUAGACUCAUUUAAUAGAGAUGAUACAGUUGUGCAAAUGACACGAUGUUCAUUUGAUGUUCACGUUCAAGAAAUACUUGGUACAUUGUUGGUUGGAGGUUCUUUGAUUAUGCUUCAUCCAGGUGGAACAAUUGAUUUCAAUUAUUUAUCUGGAGUCUUACAGAACAAAAAAAUUACAUAUCUACAUGCUGUACCAAGUCUAUUACACAGUUUUUUCGUUUUUAUUGAGCAGAACAAGAUCAUAAAUGCCGUCGAACAUCUUCGAUCACUUUGCAGCGGUGGUGAAUCCUUCUCUGUCCAUCUCAUCGACUUGAUUGCGAAAAUCGGUAUUAGAAACUGUAUUGUAUGGAAUACGUAUGGUCCAGCUGAAGCAACCAUAGAUUGUGCAGUUCAUCGUGUGAACGUUAUAAAUAAUAUAGAAAGCAUUCCAAUUGGUAGAUCCCUUUCUAAUUACCGCUGUAUGAUUAUAAACGAAUAUUUGCAACUAUCAGCCAUCAAUCAAGAAGGUGAACUAUUUGUAGGUGGAGUAGGUGUGUUUGCGGGUUAUCUUGGUCGUGAUGAUUUAACUGCAAAAGCUCUUGUUGAAAUAGAUGGUCAACUAUUUUAUCAAACAGGUGAUCUUGUUACAAUGGAUAACAAUGGUCUUCUUCAUUAUCAUGGAAGAAAAGAUCAUCAAAUCAAACUACAUGGACAACGAAUCGAACUUGGUGAAAUCGAACGAUGUUUACUUAGCAUUACAUCCAUUUCUGCUUGUGUUGUUAUAAAAUGGAAUGAUGAUUAUUUAGUUGCUUAUGUUCAGAAUUACGAUGCUAGUGAACAGGAAUUGCGUGAACAUUGUCAAUCUCAUCUUCCACCACAUAUGAUUCCAUCAAUAUUCAUUAUACUUGAUAAACUACCUCUGAAUGCAAAUGGAAAAGUAGAUCGAAAACUUCUUCCUUCACCUCACUUCUCAUCUAUACAGCUCACAAACAGUACAGAACUAAUACUACCAGCAAAUGAUAUUGAAGUUAGAAUUCAUCAUAUUUGGUGUGACAUAUUCAAACAAAAUCAGAUCUCAAUUGAUACAAAUAUAUUCACUAUCGGUGGUCAUUCAUUACUUAUGAUGCAACUUUUUCAUCGAUAUAAGAUCGAAUUUCAUUUAGAAACAAGCACUCUUUCUAUUUCGAAUCUAUUUCAACAUCCAACAAUUAUUCAUCAUGCUCAAUUCAUUCAACAAUCUAACAAUACCAUCCACACUCUGGAUGAUUAUCCUUGGUCCUCAUUACAUAUCGUUCUAGCUAGAGCAUCGUUUGCACAAGAACGAAUCUAUUUAGAUGAACAAAUUCGUUUUUCAUCCAACAAAACAAUUAUGAAGAAUAUGUAUGUUAUUCCAUUACUUUAUCGAAUAUCAUCUAUGAAUGGUCAUAUAUCUAUUUCACGAUUACAACAUGCGUUCCAAUCUAUCAUAAAAAAACAUAAAAUUCUGCGAACAGCACUUCAUCUUGAUGAUAGAAAUGGUAAUAUUAUACAACACUGCUUAGAUGCAAAUAUCAUUCUCAACGACGAUGUGAAAUCAUAUGGAUUGACAAUUGUCAAUCUUCAUAAUGAUGAUCGUCGUCAUAUGAAUGAAGUUAUUGAAGAAAUAUUAAAUCAAGCUAAUUUAUUUGAUUUAUCAAAAGGACAUGUUAUUCGUUGUCAUAUUCUUCGUCAUUGUCAUCAAUCUCAAGAUGUUAUUUCAAGUGAGAAUGAUGAUCUAUUGACUGAAAAUGAUCAUAUAUUGAUUAGUAUUCAUCAUGCAAUGUUUGAUGGAGCAUCAGUAUCAAUCUUCACUCGUGAUCUUUCUCUUGCUUAUCAAUCUGAUGACUCAUUAUUUAUGGAUGCUAACUCAUUACAAUAUAUUGACUAUUCUACUCAGGAACACAUAAUGGAUAUGACAUUAUCUCGUGAGUUCUGGCAUUCUCAACUUGAAAGAUACAAUAUCGAAUGCUCACUAUCAUUACCAGUUGAUCGACAACGUUCAUCAAGUAGUCAACAACGAUCAGGUUUAGCAUCCACAGCUGAAAUCACUUUCGAUAAUGAACUAUGCACAUCAUUUCUAAAUUAUGCAUCCUCACAUCAUCUCACACUUUUUCAACUUGGAUUAUCCAUAUUUUAUGUCUUCCUAUUCAAAUUAGCUCAUGGUGAGAGCGAUUUAUGUAUUUCUUCUAUCAAUGCUAAUCGAUAUCGAAGUGAAUUGGUGAAUAUGAUAGGAAUGUUUGUUUCAACAUUACCAUAUCGUGCUGAGCUUGAUCCUCAUUGGUCAUUUGAUAAAGCAGUCAAAUAUGUACAAGAAAAAUGUUUAUCAAUUCUUGAACAUUCUCAUUAUCCACUUCAAUAUAUUCUUGCUGAUUUACAUGUCACUAAAUCAAAUAUAUCAUUUCUUGAAACAAUGUUUGAUUUCAUCACUCUAUCAGAAGAUGUUAGUGGGUUAUGUUUGAAUGGUGUUAAUCUAGAACAAGUGUCGUUAAAUGACUCAUAUGAAAUAGCUAAAUUUGACUUCUCAUUGACAUUUGUACACAAUCCAUCAUCAGAUGGUAAUCAACUGUCUUGUUGUUUUGUUUGUACAAGUGAUAUAUUUGAUGCAACAACAGCUGCCGUGAUUGGUAUUAUGGGAAUUGAAAUGACUGGCGGUGUUUAUUGUCCAUUAUCACCUCGAGAUCCACAAUACCGUUUGUAUGCACUCACACAACGAGCACAAAGUCGUCUGGUUCUUGUUCAUCAUUUAACGAAGACCAAAUUCAAAGAUGAUAUUGUUUCACUUGAUAUUGAUUCAAUAUUAAAUAUUAAUAAUAUAGAUAAUGACAUGAGUUAUAAUUGCAUUUCAAGUGUAAAAGUGAGAGGCGAAGAGAUAGCUUACAUUAUUUUCACAAGUGGUUCAACUGGAACACCCAAAGCGGUUCAAGUUCGACAUAAGAACUUCAUUGAUUGUAUGCAUUCUUUGGUUUAUAUUAACUCAUUUAAUGAAGAUGAUACAGUUGUACAAAUGACACGAUGUUCAUUUGACAUUCAUGUUCAAGAAAUACUUGGUACAUUGUUAGUUGGAGGCACUUUGAUUAUGCUUCAUCCAAAUGGAACGAUUGAUUUUGAUUAUUUAUCUAAAGUCUUAGAGAAUAAACAAAUCACAUAUCUACAUACUGUCCCAAGUUUAUUACAUAGUUUUCUUACCUCUGUCGAGCAAAAUAACAAUCCGAGUGUCUUGAAACAUCUUCGAUCACUUUGCAGCAGUGGUGAACCUUUUUCUGUUCCUUUAAUUGAUUUGAUUGUCAAAAUCGGUAUAACAAACUGUGUUGUGUGGAAUUUGUAUGGUCCAGCUGAAACAACCAUAGAUUGUACAUUUCAUCGUGUAAAUGUCACAAAUAGUAAAGAAAGCAUUCCAAUUGGUAUACCACUUUCGAAUUACCGAUGUAUGAUUAUCAAUCAAUAUCUGCAAUCAUCUGUUACUUAUCAAGAAGGUGAACUGUUUGUGGGAGGAGUGGGUGUAUUUGUUGGUUAUCUUGGACGUGAUGAUUUAACUGCAAAAGCUCUUAUUGAAAUAGAUGGUCAACUAUUUUAUCGAACAGGUGAUCUUGUCCGAAUCGAUAACAAUUGCCUUCUUCAUUAUCAAGGAAGAAAAGAUCAUCAAAUCAAAUUACGUGGACAACGAAUUGAACUUGGUGAAAUCGAACGAUGUCUACUUAACAUUACAUCUAUUUCUGCUUGUGUUGUCAUGAAGUGGAAUGAUGAUUAUUUAGUUGCAUAUGUUCAAAGUUCCGAUUUUAAUGAAGAAGAACUACGUCAACAUUGUCAAUCUCAUCUUCCAUCACAUAUGAUUCCAUCUUACUUUAUUAUACUUGAGAAAUUACCUUUGAAUCCAAAUGGGAAAAUAGAUCGAAAACAACUUCCAUCACCCAAUUUUUCUUUAUUAACUUUCUCAUCAUCCGAUAAAUCUGAUACUACUUUUAAUCAGUUUGAAGAUCGUAUACAUACUAUCUGGUGUCAAGUUCUUCAUUGUAAUGAAAAUCACAUUUCUGGAACUGCCAGUUUUUUUAGUGCUGGUGGUCAUUCACUUCGAUUCAUUGAGCUUUAUUAUCGUUACCAGUCAUUAUUUAACUUUGAUACUCAGUCACUCUCGAUUGGCCUCUUUCUUCUGCAACCAACUAUUCGACAACAUGCACAAUUACUUCAAACAAUUCCAUUCAAUGAUACGCAGACAACGCAAUCGCACACACUACAUAUCAAUCAAGCAUCCGUUUGUUGUGAUCAAUGA
This is a messenger RNA of Adineta steineri, 11883 nucleotides long. Lineage: Eukaryota; Metazoa; Rotifera; Eurotatoria; Adinetida; Adinetidae. The record is from the annotation of a GenBank genome assembly.